Molecule: messenger RNA, 1194 nt
Organism: Prorocentrum cordatum
Lineage: Eukaryota; Dinophyceae; Prorocentrales; Prorocentraceae
Source: the annotation of a GenBank genome assembly
AUGGGGAUUACCCAGGUUACUGGGGGAUACGAAAUCGAUCUGGCCGACCCGCUCCCAGGAGACUUUCAAUAUGACGCGACAGUUCAGCAGACUUGCACUUCCACUGACGGGACUCAGGUCAGCGGUUCUUUUUCUCCUUUUGUUGGUGGUUGCUGUUGCGCAUGUGGCACUGAUUGCUGCGAGUCAACUGAGGUGUGCACUCUGUACCCCAACGGCACUGGUGUGUGUUCAAAUGCUGGCCCGUACCCCGAGUUCUCGACUCCAGCCCCGACCGUCGGGGCCAAGGGCGACCCGCACUUGGUCAACCUUCAAGGAGAGCACUUCGACAUCAAUCACGAAGGCACGUUCACGCUGCUCCGCUUCCCACAGGCCGCCGAGACGCCGGCCGAGUUCUCGUUCCAGGCGGUCGUCCAGGCGGACGUGGGGAAGCCGUGCACCACCUACAUCACCCGCGUGGCACUCUCGGGCGCCUGGCUCGGCGGCAGGUCCGUGGAGGUCCGCUGCUACCGCAGGUCCCACUCGAACGACACCGACGCUUUCCUCGGCGCUCGGCUGCUCGACGGCAGCGGCGACCCCCCCUGGCAGACCAUCGAGGAGUUCGACACGAAGGAUCUUGUGCUCUCCGACUCGGAAUCGGACAUCGAGGUUUCGCUGGACAAGUCGGCCUGGUUCCCCAAGAAGCGCUCAAAAGCGGGCCCGACUGCGGCUGGCAUGUUCACCCUGUCUCUGCGCAACAAGAAAAGCCCGACUGCCGCCAAAAUCACCAUGCGCCAGGACUUGCCCGAGCAGGAGCACCUCAACGUGGCAGUGCGGCAGUUGUCCCAACUUGGCCGUGUGGACGUCGGCGGCCUACUCGGCUUCGAUGCACACCAAGAGAGCCUCGAGCGUCCCUCUGCCGCGUGCGUCCAUCACAGAGCCACGGCGCGCUACCGCAUCGAGAGCCAGGACGACGCGGACCACGGCUAUUACUUCCGGCCAGCGUGGAAGGAUCGUUGGGACAAGGCUCGCACAGGGAGGAGUUCGCGAGACAACGAGGCGGCCGCCAGCUUAAUGGGCAGAUUUGAUGGCCAGAGCGGCCUGGACAAUAUGAUGUGCAAGUGCCCGAGCAAUCCGCACGGCGACGCCACUGGCAGCAUGGAAGGAGUACUCGUCGAGGAGGCGAGCUUCAUGUUCGCCAAGGCGUCUUGGGAGUAG